AUGCAUACUUUUCCUGCAAAGAGAUCUGAUAUUCACCGACAAUGGGUUGCUUUUGUGAGAAGAAAACGCAAAGAUUGGGAGCCGACUCGUCACACAGUGUUGUGCAGUGCCCACUUCGAGGAGGAUUGUUUUCCACUGAAAUUCCGGUUAGGACUGUUAGAAUCAAGUGGGAAGACUGUGAAGAGGACACUAGAAGAAGAUGCCGUCCCUACUAUUUUCAAUAGUGCAACGACACCGACCAUGCCGACACCGACCAUGCAGACAUUUCAUGGGAAACGUUCCUCAAGCCCAGAGACUGAGUUGACAACACCGAAGACUGUGAAAAGGCCUAGGUCGGCAUUCGUUAAAAUGGACAUCCAACGUUUGAUCAGAGAGUAUGAAGAACGUGAGCCAGAAGAUGCUUCAUGUCCACAGGCACCGACACAUAUUGAAGAAGAUGGAGGUAACUGUUGUCUCAGAGGAGCCUAA
Messenger RNA from Mizuhopecten yessoensis (Yesso scallop), 468 nucleotides. Its product is annotated as THAP domain-containing protein 3-like. The record is from RefSeq and is a predicted model, not a curated record. The coding region runs from base 1 to 468 and encodes 155 amino acids. The transcript has 3 exons. NCBI's taxonomy places the organism in Eukaryota, Metazoa, Mollusca, Bivalvia, Pectinida, Pectinidae. Gene Ontology annotation, molecular function: sequence-specific DNA binding.